Molecule: messenger RNA, 248 nt
Organism: Acaulospora morrowiae
Lineage: Eukaryota; Fungi; Glomeromycota; Glomeromycetes; Diversisporales; Acaulosporaceae
Source: the annotation of a GenBank genome assembly
GGGUUGAAAGAAUGUGUUGGAGAAUUAAUUAUUUUGGGCAACACAUAACGCCCCAUGUAUUACUAAUGACCAAAGAAGAGUCCUUACGAAAACCAAUGAGAACAGAGCUAUUGGAAAACAAUAAACAUGAUGAUUAUCGCACUUUACAUCUUACAAUAGAUGAUUAUCUCUCGAACGCCUAUAUAAAACAAAUGUUUUCGGACAAAGAAGGGUUUCUAUUGAAAAAACUUGUAUUGCCGGGAGAUUGA